AUUGUGCCUUUUGUACGCUGGUUUCCUGCUAUGGCUUGCUGUACAGGUUAAAAACCAUGGGCUUCACUGGUCCCCUUUAUAUAAAUCACUAACCACAACGUAACAAGCCAGAAUACUUCGCCUACCGCGUGGAAUAACGUGAGCUGAAGAAAGUCCAUCAAAAAUUCCAACAAGAGUUUCACACAUCUAUUUACUCAUCUGGUGGACAAAUUUGAGAAACAGAGUUAGCUGAAAAUUUUCAUUUCUCAAAAAUCGUGCCGAACGGAAAUCUCUCAUCACUGAUAAUAAAACUGUACCUGGUUUUGUUCCAAUCACUUUGAAACUUUUUACGACCAGAAAUAAUAUGUCGAAGGCUACCUGUCAAGUUGGAAUCCCAGUAAUUGAUUUAUCGAGUUUACAAGAUCCACACAAUCAGAAUGAUUCUACGAAGACAACAAAAUCCAUCGCCGAAGCAUGCAGAGAUUACGGUUUCUUCUAUGUCAAAAAUCAUGGCGUGAGCGAGCUUGUACAGAACAAUUUAUUGAAUACUUUGAAGAAAUUCUUUGCCUUGCCUCUGGGCGAGAAGGAGAAAAUCAAAUCGCAUGGUACACCGGGCAUGGCCGGUUACUUCAAAUUUCAAAGUGAAACAACAGCUUACUUGGUCGAUGACACCCCGGACUGGCGUGAGGGAUUGUAUGCUUUCGGAGACGAACUCCCUGACUCCCACCCGAGCAGAGAUAAUUUUCCACUUGUGACACAAGGAAAUCUAUUGCCUGAAGAACCUAGGAAUUUCAAGGAAAUUCUUGAUGCGUAUGAUGAAGAGCUGAAAGAAUUGGGUUUCAAAAUUAUGAGUGCUCUAGCGCAAGGCAUGGGUAUGUAUGUAGUUGCAAUAUACCUGUCACGUUUUAGGAAGAGUUGCUAUUUUAAUUUAGACUUCUGUAAUUUUGCAUUCUUUUGUAUUUUAAACUUUAAAUCCUAAACCUAACUGCCCUUACUCUAACCUUAAUCCUACUGUAAGUCCUAACCUUUCCCUAAUCCAAACCCUAAUCCUAAAAGUCUAAAAAUAUAUACUAACUGUUCCUAAAUCGUGAAUCAUAUAUGAGUUGCAAACCUACUGUAUCGUCGUAAUCAACAUUUUCACAAACCGCAUGAUGACGGGGAGUAUAAAAAAUGCACGCGUUUUAAAAAGACCCAUUAUUGAACUCUCUGUGCGCUUGUGAAAAUAUCAAGGACAAUUAGGCUACCUUGCUACUCUUUCUUAUAAAAUUAAUUUAAUCACUGAUGCAUUUGGUAGAGUCAUCGCGAUCAUAUCGGGGAAUAUUACAAAUAUAACUGAAAACCCCAAAAGUCAAAAAUACAGGACUAAAGGACACAAAGUACAACAUUUUCUCACUGGUAUCAAGCCUGAGACCAACCACAACUCAUAGCAGCAGAUUUAAGGUUCACUACUUACAAAGGCAGUAAAACAAGACAAGAAAACCACCAGAUCCAAUCACUCUAUUACUACAGUUCGAUUUUCAUGUGUGCAUUGUUUACAAGAACUUUUCAGUCGGCUUUCUAUAGUUAUAUUUCAUUCAAAAUAGUUUUCUAUUAUUCUGACACUACAGGGUACAAGGAGGGAAUGUUGCCUUCUUAUAACUUACAGUCAAAAUAGAAGAAACUUCUGUAGUCUCAUAUUGUUGUAAAUUUCUGUAAAUUGUUCUAUUUUUCUGUAACGGUCACCGAAUUAUUGUACAGCGACGAAAUUUAGUUUUCUUUGUUUUUAUAUGAUAAUUUGUUGAAGGAUGCAUUUUUCGUUAGAUUCACUGCAUUUUAGCACAUAGUAAGAGCUGCAAAAUUUGAAUUUUAUCACGGUAUUUAUCUAUAAAUCUGUAACCGCUACAGUAAUACAGAACACAUUAUAGUAAACGUCAACAGACUACAGUGGGAAGGUUCUUAUAUUUUGACUGCAAUUAGCCUUUCUCGCGAAGGUCUAAAUUCGCCAUUUUGCGUACUAUUUUAUAAAUGUCAAAAAUCUAAGCGAUGUGAAAAUAAUUUUUCAAAUAUUUACAGUCGUGUCAAUAGAAGCGUUCCGAAAAAUGUUGAUCAAUUCAUUUCCUAACUUCGAGGAAUUCCUCUGAACAAUUCCUCAACAAUUUGAUACUGAGUUCCUUAAAAAGUUCCUAGCUUCCUGUUUCAUUGACCAAUCAGAUUUUAUAUUUUAUUUUUGAGCAAUCUGAUUGGUCAAUGAAAGUAGAAGUUAGGAAUUUUUUAAGGAACUUAUCAAAUUGUUGAGGAAUUGUUCAAGGAACUCCUCGAAGUUAGAAAAUGAAUUGAUCAACAUUUUUCGAAACGUUUCUAUUGGCACGACUGUAAUUGUAAAUCGAUUUAUAAUGAAUAUACUUACAACUAUAGUUAUAGAAAGUUUCAUUUUCACUGCUUACUAUCCCUGUUCUAAUCGCCACCCAAAAAUGGCGGCGUAAGAAAGGCUAAUUCAACCUUAUUCUUUGCAGGGUUAAAGGAAGAUUUUUUCACUCAAAAAUUUCUCCCAUAUUCCUCGACGACCAUUGGCAUGUUCCACUAUCUUCCGAGCAGAAAUCAACCAAACGAGAUUUGCUGUGGAGAACAUACAGACUAUGGUAUGCUGACCAUUCUCAUGCAAGAUGAUGUCGGAGGGUUGGAGGUACGAAGUGACGAUGGUAAAUGGAUCCCAGCUCCGCCUAUCCCAGGAACGUUUGUCAUCAAUCUUGGAGAUAUGCUCGAAGUGUGGACGAAUGGUUCAUAUAAAGCCACAACUCAUCAAGUCAGGAAGUCAAAAAGUGGAAGAGAUCGUAUUUCUGUUGCCUAUUUCUUUAACCCGCGGUUAGAAUGCGUCGUCAGCCCUCUUGAGAUGAAGAAUCCACUAAUUCCAUUCAAAGAAAGGGAACUGAAUGGUAAUAUUGAAUUACCAGUAGUCUUUGGAGAAUUUUUAGAAGAAAAGUACCGAGGCACUUUUCCUGACCAUGAUUAUUGAACUUCAUCGUAUAAUUAAAAAUUUCUUUGUUUACGUAAACGUGAGUGUAAGAUAAGAAUAGAAUGAGGUAUAGUUAAGAUAAUGAUAGGACUUAGGGCUUUUUUCAGGGAAUUUUGUAGGCCGUUAAACGGCUUCAAAAAGUCAAUCUUGAAUUGAGAUAAACAAAUAUUCAUGGAAUCUAUAUAUAACAAAAAAUUGAUAUCACGAGCUGUUUUGCGAAAUUGAGAGCAAUUUCAAAUCUGUUCAGUUUUUUUUAUACACCGUGUAUAUUUUGUUGCCGAAACAAGGAAUGGAUAAAUCCAGAAGUAUAACUCUUUAAACACAUUAUGUUAUCUUUGUCAUUUAUAUAUUAUCAGUGAUCUCAGUAGCCAGUUGUAAAUUACCGUAUAUGAGCGAGAUUUGCAAUUGUAAUAUAUAAGAUAAAUAACCGUUUAAUAAAGUUUCCAUUAGUAUUAUUAUUUAUUAUUAUAUGGC
This is a messenger RNA of Paramuricea clavata, 3445 nucleotides long. The record is from the annotation of a GenBank genome assembly. Lineage: Eukaryota; Metazoa; Cnidaria; Anthozoa; Malacalcyonacea; Plexauridae.